AUGGAGCAACAACAACAACCACAACAACAACAAUCAAAUGAUGUUAUAUAUCUUCAAGGUAUAAACAGAGCAUCAUUGAUCAUUGAUGAUAAUGUCAAUGUGGAUAGCAUUGAUAUUCCUCGUAUAGUCACGGCUGCAAACUCAUUCGUCGGUAGCAAGGGAUUGAAUAGAGAACAAAAGGUGCUCAAACUCACUCAACUAUGUCAGAUUGAAAUGGAUCAGCUGUACGAUUGCGAGACAACCAAUGGUAGUAACCAUGUCAUAUGUGAUGCCCUCCAAGCACAACUGCACAACUGCAUGACGAGCAAGCUGUGUCCGGGUGAGCAGGAGCUAAAGGCGGCCAACUGCGACAAUGCCCAUCUGUCAUUAGGUGGCAUCCAACAGUUCAACAAAUGUAUGCAGAUCAAUAAGAGAUUGAACAACUGUCUAGAGGACAACCUGCUUAUCAUAUGGUCCACUCCAUUCAAUAUCAAUAAUAAUAAUAAUAACAAUAGUCCGUCAUUGUCAUGA
This is a messenger RNA of Acytostelium subglobosum LB1, 510 nucleotides long. RefSeq lists its product as hypothetical. NCBI's taxonomy places the organism in Eukaryota, Evosea, Eumycetozoa, Acytosteliales, Acytosteliaceae. The coding region runs from base 1 to 510 and encodes 169 amino acids. The transcript has a single exon. The record is from RefSeq and is a predicted model, not a curated record.